AUGUUUUGUAUUCGUAGAACGUAAUUGCUGAAGCCAAGUCGUGCGACAUGCCGGCAUGCCCCGCAGUAGUGCACGAUCACAUCACAAUGCGCUGCGAAAAAGUUGACAUUCCCGCGCGCGUGCUUUAAAACUAAGCAAAACAGUGUGAACAGAAGUUAUUAUAAAGAGAAAUUUGUGCAUUAUUGUUUACGUAAUGAACAAUCGAGUGUUUGAACUUUUUUAACUUGGAUUUUCUGUAUUUUAUCACUUAUCCUGAUUUUAUAGAACGAAGGCUGUGGUGUCGUUUUCCCGCCGAGAAAGUUGACUCAGGAUGUCGAAUUUUCAACGAACCCGCAGCAAGGUGUGGUGGGAGGACUCGCCGCAGAACGUCCGGAAUUUCGGUAGCCCCGUGGCGCAGCCGUCGUGGAAGGAAGACAAGCAGGACGAGCCGGACUGGGAGCCCCAGUUGCCUCAUUGGAUCGCCAACCAGCCCGAACAACAAAAGAACAAUAGCACCGAUAACAUUGCGCAGCCUAACAAUGCACAGAUAAACCAGUGGCCGCUACGUCACGGAAGCCCCGGCAGCCAUAAGAGCCAAGAUUCCGGAUUUUCUGACUCUGAUAGCUCCCCGCCCCCCUCGCAGUACUACCCCUCACCAGAUUCCAACGAUUCUAAAAAUAAAUCGUCUAGUAGUAGUGACUCUAAUAACAAUGAGAAUAUUACAGUUAGACAAGUUAUCCCGAAUACUCCACAGAGCAUAGAUGUUGUUGAUAAUGCUAAAGUAAUGAAUAAUAGUAGCUUUGCCCCUACACCAAAGCCAAGGAAUCGAAGUAGUAGUGUAAUACAAACUCCUUAUGAUUUACAGAAAUAUUAUGAAAUCCAUAGAGAUGAAGAGCAUAUGGAAUUACUAAAAGAUAAAGAUGUAGACGAGAAUGAUAAAACUCUGUUGUCCGCCAAAAAUAUAAACAAUGAAAAGACCAAUCCAGAUAAGGUAUCAAAGAAUAUCUCACCGAAAGUUGUUAAUACGAAAUCGAAUAUUGAUAGAAGUAAUAGAGUAGAAAUAAAAGUUACGCCUCCAAAUAAUAUAAGCAAUAAAGAGAAUACUCUAAACAAAAGUGCAAUACACAACGACACCAAAGAUAUACCAGUUAAAAAUAUUAAUGUAAUUAGUCCGUCAAAAAAAUAUCCAGUCAAAAAAUCUUUUGUUUCAAGCUCAGAAACUGACAGUACUAAAAUAAGUAAAGUAGCAAAAGUAAAAGAUCUGGAGACAAAUAAAAAUAAAUCUGAUGAAAGUCUAGAGUAUAUAAAAUUAGCAGACAAUAAUGAAAUCUUAGUUAACAACCAACCCAGAGUGCGGACACCUAUAUCCAAUGUUUCUUACGUUCCUACUGAACGAACUCCGAUUUCAAAAGUUGAUUUCAAGCGAAGUAUGUCCAAUGAAGAAAACGCUUCAAUAACUAAUACUCCUAAAUUCCAAAGAAAUAGACUAAACAAAUCUCUCAACUUUGAAGCUCAACGAUUAGAUCAACAAAUACUUGACAUCCAAAGUGGCCAUCAUUCUUUAGGAUAUAUUGAUGAAGAUGACAGUUUGGUAGAAGAACAGUACGAAAAUGAUCAGAUUCAUAAGCCCUCCAAGGCCAUUCUAGGGAAAAAUAUAAUGGACAGUCUUCAUUUAAAACCCACAACUAAAAAAGCUGGUCCUAAAGCAAAACAACGGAUGGCAACAAAAUCGGAUAAAGCUAGAGAUUUAUUUAGGAUAUUUCCUGGCAAAAAAGAAAAACCCAGCAUCGUUGAGAACCAAGCAGGUGGAAUAUUAGAUGGUAGCAGAGUACCUUCCCUAGGUCUACCAAGAUCUUACGAGCAGAAUUCAUGGGUAGUAGUAGGAUAUCCAGAGAAGGAAAUGCUUAUACCUCAUUAUAAUGAACGACUUGUGGGUGGUGAUUGCGAUAUGAACUCAAAAGACAAAACUGAAGACGACUUAAAAAUUAGACGAGUUACACCACCACCCCAAUUCCAAGAUAAGCAAAAAACACCUUACGAGACUGAUUCUAAAAGUAACAGAGAUUUAACACACGAUUCUAAAAGAGAGAAAUUAAAAGAAACAGAAAUUAAUUUCGUAGACGUCCAAAUUAAUUUGGCAUGUACUUCAACACCCAAAAUGUUGGCUCCACACGAAUUCAUGAACGGUGUGACUCCAAAGAGCGUUAGCAAAAACAGUAGACUGAACUUAUUGGACAGGUUUAAUAGCGGGUUGGUUUUGAACAACCAGAACGAGAUAUUAUACAGGGAAAGAAGUAUAGACCAGACGACUUUGGAGCGGCUAUGUGAGAGGAAACCAGAACCGGUGCAGUAUUGGCUGUGUGAUUUAGUGGGCUCCUGCGAGAAUGAAUGUAUGACCACGCUACAGAGCAAGCCCUUGGGAGCUGAGAUGAAGGCCAUGGUAACCGCGAGCUCGGCUACUAUCACUGGAAACAUUAAGAAAGUACAAACGCACGGACAGAUCAUCGUGCAUCAAUACAGCGAAUUGCUAAGGCAAAUAGAAGAAGAUAAAAUGAGCGAGGAACAAGUAUGUUUGUUAGUUGCAAACAUAAACGAAUUCGUUCUAGCACACAGCAUCACCCUGAACACUAAACCUCCAGGGGAAACUCCUGAGAGAUGGGACAAGAUAAAAAAGUCCCUAGAACUGUAUUUAAGGAAGCUCAUAGAUAUAGGAGAAGAUGUGAAGUUGGAAAUGAAUGAGACCCAUCCAGAAUGGACAUUAGUUGAAAAACAUUUGGACACGUUGAUAGGGAUUUUCUUGGAAACCACUAAAGCUGUUUUAGUGCAACAGAUGAAGACUCUCGUGUCGAUAAUCGAAGAGCCCCCAUCAGAUAUGAUCCUUAAGAGCACAUUGACAUCCAUCGGUCACCUAGCGAUGUUGAGUGACAACACAGAGAGCAGUCUUCACGUAAAGUGCUCCAAGAUCAUGAAGAACAUUACGGACCUUCCGUUCGUGGACUGUGGAGUGCCGAGGGCCCUCCUCACGGCUAUUAUCGAGAGCAACAAGAGCUCCAUCAAAGCCCUCUCGCUGAGGGCCCUCGCAACUGUGUGUGUCACUGGAGACGCUGUUAAACAGUUUGAAGAGGGUGGUGGCAUAGAGAUAAUCUCGGACAUCCUAUCAGACCGGUCGAAUCCGGAGCCGCAGAUGCGGGAAGCUAUCACCGUUCUCACUCAGAUCACCGCACCCUGGCUGAGAGGGCACUACGACCUCACGCAACUUCACGUCUAUUUGAACACCAUUGUCGAGAACAUUACUGGAAUCCUAACCCGCACGGAGUGUUGCCAACUCCUGUUGCUGUGCACGGCGUGCCUCGUCAACUUAGUCCGGGAGCUAGAGUUGGAGAAGUCCGAGGACAAGCCUGGAGGGUCUGACAUCGUGGAGGUGUUGACCAGGCACCGCACUGUGGAAAGACUGCUCGAGGCUGUAAAGAAACGAGGACCAAGCAUUUCGGUGUUCUUACAGGAGCAAACGGCGUCAUUCCUAGCGUCGCUGUCGCGCAUCAAUCGCUGCGUGUUGGUGCUGUCGGGGCUGCGGGCGGUGCCGGCCGCGCUGCAGAGCUUCACGCGAGCCGCGCCCGCGCACGCGCCGCGCGACGCCGAGCUGCGCGCGCAGGCGCGGCUGCACUGCCACGCCGCUGAGGCUAUAUCUAGACUGGCGGUAGUACCAGAAGUAGCACAAAGCAUCGUCCAGCUGGACGGCGUUCCUCGUCUUACCCGCCUGGUUAGGAUGCAGAGAACGCGGCCCCACAUCGACGUCAACCCGGACCAAACCCUCAUACAUUGCCUCAAAUCACUGAGGGUCAUCUAUAAACAUAGCCCUGAAGCAUUCCUUGAAUACCAGAAAGAUGUAGAAGAAAUGAUCAGACCUCAUCUUAUGGAGUCUUUGAUGCUGUUCUCGGCUAAGCAAGAGAGCUAUGUGUAAGCUGUCAAAAUUGUGUGCCAAAUGUUGACAAUCUAAAAUUUUAUUGACUGUACAUUUUGUACUAAAUGCUUUGAUCUGUACAAGCAUAGUUAAGAAGUAUCUAUUUGAGUCUGAUAUAAAAUGAAAUGAAUUGGUUUUAGAUUAAAAAAAAAAACGAUGAAAUUAUGUUUUAGGGAUAAGUUCUCCGGUAUUUUUCGCUAACCUUAAGACAUAUUUUCAGAUAAUUGUAAAUACUGCUGUAUACUUGCUUUUAAAACGUAGCUCUAUUAUGAAAUAUUUAAGACAUUUUAACAGAUGCCAUACUUUGUGUAACUAGUCUUCAAGUGGCUGUCUUGUUGCCAUAAAAUGAAAUUAGCGCCAUUAAUGACGUGCCGAAGAUUAUAAAUUUAUUUUAAGUUUUUCUACUCUAAGAGCCUGUUUCACCGUAUGGUGGCAAAGUGUCAUUAUAGAACUGAUAUUAUAUCAGAAACUGGCGAAACAGGCCCUAAAACGAAUAAUUACCAAAAGCUACUGAUUUUUAAGUUGCUAACAAUUACAAAAUCAGUAGCGAUUGAAUAGUAUUUGCUAUGAUUAUUUUAUUAUUUAAGAUUAACCUAUAUACUUCGUCUACUUAACUGAAUCUUAUUAUCGAUACCACCAUUACUAGGCUAUUUCGUAAACAUACAAGUUUUGUAUUCCCAUUUUACGUAACACCAGUAAAGAAAUAUAUGGAUAUGAUAAGUGUGGUUUGACUUAAACCCACGGUAUUGUUAUGUUUAUAAAGAAUAAAGUAUAUUACAUAUUACAAUAAAUAUUAUUUCAUUUU
Molecule: messenger RNA, 4745 nt
Organism: Plodia interpunctella (Indianmeal moth)
Lineage: Eukaryota; Metazoa; Arthropoda; Insecta; Lepidoptera; Pyralidae
Gene: insc
Product: inscuteable
Exons: 10
Coding region: 311-3940 (1209 amino acids)
Biological process (GO): establishment of mitotic spindle orientation; regulation of asymmetric cell division; asymmetric cell division
Cellular component (GO): apical cortex
Molecular function (GO): cytoskeletal adaptor activity
Source: RefSeq, a predicted model, not a curated record